AUGCCUCAUUCUGCGGGCACUUUCUCUUCGUCUCACAUAGUACCGAUAAGCUUUGUCAGGUUGGUCACCAGGGAUUUCAAGCCUUCUUUGAAGAGGGCUAGAUACAGACCGUCCGGUCCUGGUGCCUCCUCACGUUUCAGCACGGUUAUUUCGUACCUUAUUUCUUUUUCCGAAGGGCAAUCGACGUUUACAUUUCAUUCGCCUGUAUGCAUUAUCUCCACCGGCCGUGUUGCAGGAGGCCAGCUGAAGUGCUCUUCGAAGUGUUCGGCCCAUCUCUCCAGUCGGCGUUUUUGCGGUAGCGUCCGAUACUUUUUUGCGCGGCAUUUUGAAUGCCACAAAAUGGCAGAGUCAGGGCCGAUUUUGCAUUGGAGAAGAGUGAACGCAGCAUCCGGCAAUGUCCCACGUUCAAGACACGGACACAAAGCCGUUGCAAUCAAGGAUCUCAUCGUUGUAUUUGGUGGUGGAAACGAAGGCAUUGUUGAUGAGCUGCACGUGUUUAACACAACUUCUUGCCAGUGGUUCCUCCCCGCAGUACAUGGGGACAUCCCACCCGGGUGUGCGGCUUUCGGCAUGCUCGCGGAAAACACCCGCGUAUUGCUGUUUGGUGGUAUGCUAGAAUAUGGGAAGUACUCCAACGAUCUGUACGAACUUCAGGCAUCACGGUGGGAAUGGAAACGACUGAAGCCGAAACCUCCGAGAAACGGUCCUUGUCCGUGUCCAAGAAUCGGUCAUAGCUUCACAUUAGUUGGACAGAAGGCGUUUUUAUUCGGUGGUAUCACUAACGACAGUGACGACCCGAAAAACAACAUACCGCGCUACUUGAAUGAUUUGUAUACUCUUGAACUGAGACCAAACUCUUCGGCUAUGUGCUGGGAUAUACCAGUUACAUAUGGUCAACCACCAUCACCUAGAGAGUCUCACACAGCAGUCGCUUACCAGGUGUUGGACGGUCUUAUCAAGAAGUGGCGUUUGCUAGUGUAUGGGGGAAUGUCAGGUAAUCGCCUGGGAGAUCUGUGGCAACUGGAGAUCGAUUCGAUGAAUUGGGUCAAGCCAGUGGUGACCGGAGACCCGCCGGCUCCACGUAGUCUGCACAGUGCAUCUGUAAUCGGCAACCGCAUGUUCGUCUUUGGAGGCUGGGUUCCUCUGGUUAUGGAAGAGAUGAAGAUGGCUACACAGGAAAAAGAGUGGAAAUGUACAAACACCUUAGCCAGUCUAAACCUAGACACAAUGAGCUGGGAACCGUUGGCAAUGGAAGUAUUUGAUGAAAGCUUUGUCCCUCGUGCACGGGCAGGGCAUUGCGCUGUCGCUGUCAACAGCCGGCUCUACAUAUGGUCAGGACGAGAUGGCUAUCGGAAGGCUUGGAACAACCAAGUCUGUUUCAAGGACCUCUGGUUUCUCGAGACCGAUCGGCCUCCAGCACCGACUCGCGUCCAGCUUGUUCGUGCUGGUACCCACAGUUUGGAAGUAACCUGGGGCUCUGUUCCAACGGCUGAUGCCUACGUUUUGCAAAUCCAAAAGUACGAUGUGUCACCAUCACCGGCCUCCUCCAGCCCCUUGACGUCGGUAAUUUCUGACCAGACUGGAUUCAGCAAGCCUCCGACCGGGAGCACUGUCACAACAAUGAAUUACGCGAGGGCGAAUGUUGUGUCUCAGGUUCCGCAGCGAUUAAUAUCGGGAUACGGCGGUAAUCUGCAGUCGAUAGCUGCUGCUGGUAUGACUCCAAUCAUGGCAGCACCAGCUGUUACGCCGAACACUUCACUACACGCACUGGCGAACGCUGCAGCAACCGCAAACACGGGUGCCAUCUCCCUUGCCAGUCGUGUCACCGCACCUGUCACUAGUACGGUUGUCUCUCCUUCUGGAACAACACUGGGUGCUCCUCGUGCGCCAACCGUCAUGACUCCGACAGGUUUGAAAUAUACACCUGUUCCAGGUAGUGCGGUCACCGGACGAGCAGCUGCAAUGGCUGCCGCCACACAGCAUACUACCAUCUCCGGAAUAAGCACGACUGGGGCAACUAUCAUUCGUGCUUCUCCUGGCCUUUGCGUCCCUGGCAAACAACAGGUGAUCACUGUUGGGGGCAAACAAGUGGUUUCUGCCGUUCCCAUUGGGUCCCCAGGCGUUUCAAUCGCUCAAGGCACCAAUCCCGGAGCAGCUUCAACCACUGGUUCCGUCGUGCACCUAGUAAAAACUGCAACGGGCCUGAUCAAACCCAUCAAGUUGCUUUCAACGUCACCAACACCUACAGGCUCCGUACCGAAGACGAUAACAGUUCAGCACAAUUCGACAACGUCCACGGUCCCGGCAGCCAAAGUUAUCAAAGCAAUCCCGGCAAGUAUGCUUCAGAAACCAACAACCGGAAAACCCAUACUCAUCACUAGUGGUCCCGUGCCCCGUGCAGGACAACCGGGUCUUCAGACUCCAGGAGCUAUCGUUCGACCGGCUGGUCAGCAGAUUGUAAUCGUGAAUCCUACUGCCGGAGCUUCAUCGCUGCCGGGUGGCGCAUCUACCGGUGGUCACCAAAAUGUAUUUUUCUCGUCUCCCGGUGGCACUCAGGCCACGCGCCCUCAAGUUACACCCAGCCAAGUAACCCUUGUACGACGUGAGUCCAUAGAGUCGACUACAUCAGUUCCACAGCGCUCCACCGAUGUCGAUCCGGGGAAUGAUUUCGAUGGAGAAAAUAUGCACAUUCCACAGCUUGACGGGACGGCAGACGAAGAGGAUGACACUUCUAAGGCGGGAACGAAGCAGGCUGGUACAUCCGGCCGGCGUGGUGGUCGUAGCGCAACGUCCUCUCGACUGGGACUCGAACUAGGCAUCGUUCGUGAGGACUUGGCAUGCAGUUCCGAACUUCCAGCGUCGGUGGCAGACGAAGCCGCCGCAGAGCUGAUGGCUGAAGCGAACGACGACCCUACUCUGGCCAUAUUAUCUGAAGAUAAAACGGAAGUCGCAAUAGAAGACAUACAUCACGAUGCUAGUGAAUUCGACCCAUUGAUCGAGGGCGUUGAGAACAAAGGAGCUGAGGGUGAAAGGGCGGGUUCUACGUCAAACGUUAGAGAGGCCGAUGAAGUUGGUGACGAAAGCGGAGACGGUGUGGAGUCUAAAAACAUGACAAAAGCUGAGGAUCAAGAUCAGAAUGCAAGUUCCAAUGAUCCGUUGGAAACUCUGGCUCUCGCGGCAGCUCGGCGAAGUGGGGAUGGUCUUCCGCCAGGUGAGAAUAAUCUACCCGGGUCCCUGGAAGAGUUGCCCGAAAGGGCCAACUUAGAACUGGCAACACAAGCGUCUCCAAAUAUUGAUUCAGCUGCACAUGUCUCCCCCUACGCUCCAGCAUCAGCUGAGGACGGUGUGAUUGGUGGGACGGAACAAUCGCAGCAGUCAGGUGUAGCGGCCAGCGCUGAGUUAUCGGGCCAAACUUCAGGGGCGAAUACGGGUCGGUCUGUCACGGUGGACACCACAGGAAUUCGUCCAGUGGUUACAGUCUCAACUGCUACCUCCCAAACACGUUCUGUGACAAGUUUGGCAAAUGCCAAUAGCACCACAUUGUCCAGUCCGUCCCUGUCGAGCAGUGCAUCGUACGGCGGAAGCAGUGUUCAUCGAACUGACUGUUCGUGGCACGACGUGGGUGUGAUCAAAUCGACAAGCUACACGGUCACAAUGUAUUCGGCUUACACCAACGAUGUUGGUGUGAACAGAGAGGCUAUGGAUGCCAUUCAAGGACACGGAGGAAUCGGUCCGAACGGAUUGACUACACAAGGUCCUAAGAUCCAUCUUGCCCCCGGGACUGCCUACAAAUUCCGUGUGGCUGGGAUAAAUGCAUGUGGCCGCGGUCCAUGGUCGGAAAUUAGUGCUUUUAAAACCUGCUUACCCGGCUAUCCCGGCGCACCUAGUGCGAUAAAGAUUACUAAGUCCGAAAGCGGAGCUCAUCUUACCUGGGAACCACCACAGAACACGGCCGGAAGGAUCACAGAGUAUUCGGUCUACUUGGCAGUGAAAUCACAGCCUGCGGGUCAAGAUUUGGCUGAAAGCAAGAUCACCUCAACACCCCCUGGCAUGGCUUUCGUUCGCGUUUACUGUGGACAAGUACCAGCCGCUACCGUCACCGCAUCCACUUUGGCCAACGCACAUUUGGACCUGAGUUCAAAACCAGCAGUCAUUUUCCGGAUUGCAGCACGAAAUGAAAAGGGUUACGGACCUGCCACUCAAGUUCGGUGGCUCCAAGAUAUAUCUGCUGUUCCAGCAGCAGCUGGUUCCCAGGCUUCUGGUGCUGCACCCAUUGGAACUCCUCAGCUUUUGAAACGAGCACCAAGUGUCGGUGGAACUCAAGAUGGUUCAUACGGUACUCCAGGGAAACGCCCCAGAGCGGACGAGCAGUUCUAGUCAUCUGAUGUCUAAACACUCGAAGCGGCGAACGAGGCCGAUGUCAGUUGUCAUGCAUUUUCUUUGGUCUAUUCUUCACCUUGUCACAUCCUCAUCGCCACCGUGAACAAGUGUCGAGUCGAACCAACCAACGUAACGAUCGACAUGAUAUCGAUUCCAAAGUGUGGUACUGUUAUUUGUUUCACAGGAACGCAUAUAAUUUGUAUAUCCCCAAGCUUCUUUCGAUUCAUUCGUUUCAUCCUUAUGCCGCAUAUUAUAAAUAAUCCCAGUAUCCUGUUUGUACAUAUUGCAUCAUUCUUAUUUUCGUGAUCGCCAUUUUCUGUCUGCAACCCUGUACAAUAAGCCGAUUUCAAUUAAAAUAUACCAAUUUAUC
Messenger RNA from Opisthorchis viverrini, 4750 nucleotides. RefSeq lists its product as hypothetical. Bases 1 to 4377 code for a protein of 1458 amino acids. Gene Ontology annotation, biological process: chromatin remodeling; regulation of DNA-templated transcription. Gene Ontology annotation, molecular function: protein binding; transcription coactivator activity. Lineage: Eukaryota; Metazoa; Platyhelminthes; Trematoda; Opisthorchiida; Opisthorchiidae. Gene Ontology annotation, cellular component: histone methyltransferase complex. The transcript is spliced from 16 exons. The record is from RefSeq and is a predicted model, not a curated record.